AUGAUCCGUGCAAAGGUGUUACCCGAGGUUCUAGGACAGAUUGUAGGUGAUGGGAUCACUGCUUGUAUGUUAAUGACGUUAGAAGGGGCACUAGUGGGAUCUGUAGGUGAUGGAGAUAUAGUGGAUCAUAAGGUCGUGGGCGCUAUUGCUUCUCACACGUGGGGAGAGUAUUUACACGCUGGAAAAGAGGCGAAUCCUACUGGAGAUCUUUGCUCGAUGCUCGUGGAACUCGAACAUGGUCGCUUGGCAAUGACUCUAGCGGGUAAACAUUUCUUGCUAUGUGCAUAUUCAAGCACAAACGCGCCUGCGGGAUUGCUUAAAGCAAAGGUUGAGACUCUUGGGACGUACUUGUCGGCAUCGCUGGAUCAGAUUGAAGUGUAA
Messenger RNA from Peronospora belbahrii, 381 nucleotides. The record is from the annotation of a GenBank genome assembly. Lineage: Eukaryota; Oomycota; Peronosporomycetes; Peronosporales; Peronosporaceae.